ACAGGCAGAUCGAAUGGCUGCCAACACACCCAUCCUGUAAAUCACAUGCUUCAGGCGAUUUCCUUUUGUUCUAAAUCCUGCUGUACCAUACUGAAUGGAAUACGAAUGUGUUUAUGAAAGAGUUAACCAGAAAAAUUCUUUCAAGAUGGCCAAGUCCCCUUUCGUGAAUUCAAUGUUGCAAAGUCUUUCGCAGGGCCAUGAAAAAGCAUUUCAACAAGCACUAUACACGACAGCAGCCAAUAUUUUUGUUUUACUUGCUGGAGGAUCAGCUAUCGCUGUGUAUUUCAUUCUAGAAGCUUUCCUCCGACCUCUGUUAUGGUCCGUGUUGUGUGGAACAUUUCUGUACCCCUUCAAACGUGAAUUGACAGCAAUAUUAAGACGAUGGUUACGUGGUUUACAAGAGUCAGGGACACCUUUUGUUAUAGGAAUAGCAUAUUUACCAAUACAAGUUCUCGACUAUACUUAUGUUAUGAUAUUUGAUCGUACAAUUGUUAGACACUGGAAAUUACUGUGUGGAGGAGUUAUAAGCUUGUUUUUAAUUUACAUUUUGUGGUAUUUUGGUCCAGUAAGAAGUAUACUGGAAAUGUGUUAUGCAGUAUUUAUUUUCGUCUCUGAAGUUCUGGAUUAUUUUACAUCAUUUUGGGUAUGGACUGUUGUAGUAGCCUAUCUAGUUGUUGUCAUCUUUCUGUGGAAUGCUGAGUCUAAGAAGUAUUUACGUCUCUUGUCCCUGCCUAUCUGGGGUGUCCUCAUUCUUCACAUAGCCACUGUAGCUGGGUCUCUCCGCGUCCCACUGUUUCUCUUAAUAAUCGGAUUGAUUGCCACUGGAUUUGCAAGUGAAGUAAAAGAAAUAAAGAGAAGAGUGGAAGAACAAGGACAUAGUAUAUCUGAUGUGCUGGCUAUUUGGACUGUGUUUACGGGGGACUUGGAGAGGGCUCUAAGACAGGGACAGGAAUCUGAUACUGACCUUAUGGACUCGUCCUCGGAGGUCUCUACCACCGAGAGCUUCAGUGAGGAGACAGACAAAAGUCAGAAAUCUACUGGUGUUGUAAAGCCAACCAACCUGCCACUCCCUAAACCAGAAUCCACCACCCCAAAAGUUAGAUCCACCAAGAAGAAGACUGUGCGAGUUGUGGAGGAUAAAGGCCCUGGUAGUACUAAAUACUUUGUGUACUUAUUCUGGGCCCUCGUCCUGACUCGGGUGUGGAUGAACAUCUGGUUACUUCAGCUACUGGUCCCUCUGUUAGGCCUCAUGUGGAUCUUUAAAGCUUUUGUGCAUCAGCUGAAACCUGGAGGAUUUUUUGGAGAUAAUGUGGAAGCAUGUAAGUUGGCUAUCAUGGAAUGGUACAGGGUGAGAAAAGACGUGCUAGCUCCUAGAUGGGUGAUUGGUCUCCUCAAACUCUUUAGUCGUGGAGAUGCUAAGAUGAUGUCAAUCUUGGAUGGAUCCAUGGACAAGUUCACCAGUAUUCUAUUUAUAUUCAUCCUUAUCAUUGGAUCCACCCUCUUCACCAUCUUCUUUGCCGUGCAGGUUCACCAAGAAAGCAUGCAUCUUUUCAAAAUCUCCAGCAAUGUACUCAACAGUACCAGAGAAUAUGGAGAAUGGUUACCCAAGGGAGAGGACAUGCAGGUAGCCAUGGAUUCCAUGGUGGGCAAUGCUUACUUAUAUGGCAGGAAAUGGAUUGCAACAAAGGUUCAUGAUUUGGUUGGGGGACAAGAGGGAGCCAACACGACACAGGUAGAAACCAAGGUACUGGAGGUCUGGGAUAAUCUGUAUCACAGCUGGCUGGCUAGGAUUUCUGAUACGAGCCUGUGGCUCAAUCGAGCGGGUGCCUCCAAUCACAGCGUGGCAAAACAAAGCUUUCAAAUCAUCCCUAACGACAUGCUAGACUGGAGAUCUGUUUACGAGUUUGGAAUGCAGGGCAAGAGCUUCAACUAUUCCCAAGUGAUGGAAUUUGUUAAAGACAACAUUGGGACAUUUGUAUCUGUUUUGGAGAAUGUUUGGAUGGUACUCAAGGGUAACAUGAGCCUGAUGCUCAGUAUUGCCACGGCAGCCUUGUCUAUCAUCUUAGGUGGAGGAACAGCCAUACUGAACUUUAUCAUCUCAGCCGCCAUUUUCCUGACCACUCUCUUCUAUCUGCUUGCAUCCAGUGGGAAGCAGUUUAAACCAAUGGAGUGGAUUUCUGGUCUCAACCCUCACCCCUCAGGCAGCAAAUUCAGCCUGGCUGUGCAGGAGGCAAUAGGUGGUGUAUUCAUGGCAUCCCUUAAGAUGGCUGCCUUCUAUGGACUCUACACCUGGUUAACACACACACUAUUUGGUAUCAACAUGGUGUUUAUACCAUCCACCCUGGCUGCUGUGUUAGCUGCUGUCCCGUUUCUUGGUCCCUAUUGGGCCACCCUCCCUGCUGUGUUAGAACUCUGGUUAAUACAGGGACAGGGAAUCAAAGGACUGGCUCUCUUUAUCUGCCACAUCCUGCCAUCUUACUUUGUAGACACCAGUAUCCUGGGAGAAAUUAAAGGUGGUCAUCCGUAUUUGACUGGUCUGGCCAUUGCGGGGGGCAUAUACUGGUUAGGACUAGAGGGUGCCAUCAUUGGUCCUAUUCUCCUGUGUUGUUGUAUUGUGGCUUACAACGUAUAUGGCUCUAUGUUAGCACCAGGGGGCGCUGAAUUCCCAGGACUCCCAGGGGAUAAAGUCACCGUUAGCCGGUCAAGAACCACAGGACACCUAAACCGAUCUGUGAGUGAAUACUCCUCCCUGCCAAGUGAUGUGGUUUCAUGAUACUGAGGUAUUCAGGACUCAAAGUUAUUUCACAGACACCUUUUGUGCCAUAAUCAAAGUUGUAGAGGAUCAAACAGCAGGAUGGAUCUCAUGUCAUAUAACUGCAACAGAGGACGUUUACAUUGGAUGUUAUGUCCUCAGAUCUAGUCGGCCCCACCUAUUCAAAGUUUUGCCAAAAAAGUGUUUGCACUUACUGACAGAUAUUUUAAUUUAAAAGUAUCCAAACAAAUGUUUUUUACAUCAACUUGUAUCUUUAAAAUGGAUAAUUUUCAAGUCUUUGCAUGAAGCAAGUUUUUAUUUGAUCCUUAUAUUGAUUAAGCCUAAUGUUCACAAAAAAAUUAUUAUAAAGUGUGUGUGCUUCAGUAUAUUUUUAACAGAUUAAUUUGAAAAUCCCAAUUCAUGCAAAUGAUAUAUACAUUUUUAAAUUUUGGUUUGCCAGUCCUUUUUAGUUAAGCUAAAAAAAUGUUCACACUUUUUGACUAGAACUCUAUUUAUAUGAAAUGCCCUUGCCCAUUAUUUGUAUUCUCAAGAAUUAGAUGCCUAUUGGGUUAUUUAAUCAGGUCUUCUCAAUUUUACUACAUAGUGUGCAAUAUAUUUUUUAUUGGAAAUCAUUAACGUCAAUGUGUAGGAAAGAAGAACCUGUUUUUAUCGGGCUAACUCUAAUGAGUAUGACAUCAUUAUGUAUCUGUACACAUCUUCUACCAAUUCUAACCUCAUUAAGUACGACUCUAGUCAUUUUUUCUAUCCGUGUAAUAUUCCUUAUUAAUCUGAUGAGCACUCUUAUAUUAAGAGGAGAUGACUAAAGAUGUUAUUACGAGAUUUGAUAAAGCUGAGUAGACAAGUACUUACUCAGAAGUCGAUACACUUGUCCGUACAUGGAUUGUUUGCUUGGCAGAAAGUCAAACUUUCUCAGAAAAUUUUUUUUGUUUUGUUUUUUAAAUCUUAUUUAUGUUAUUUAUUUUUGUUUAUGUUUUAAUACAUGAUGUUAUACAUUUAAUGUGCUUUCUUUUAAAUUGUUCAGCUCAUUAAACAAAGAAAAGUU
Molecule: messenger RNA, 3815 nt
Organism: Saccostrea cuccullata (small rock oyster)
Lineage: Eukaryota; Metazoa; Mollusca; Bivalvia; Ostreida; Ostreidae
Product: transmembrane protein 245-like
Exons: 19
Coding region: 95-2773 (892 amino acids)
Source: RefSeq, a predicted model, not a curated record